AUGGUAGCGUCUAUUCGUUCCGAGUCGCCCAUCUGGCAAAAUCAGGUAGAUGCUGCGAGAUGGACAUGGGUAUUGCCGUUAUUGGCCACCAGUCUCAGUCUCUUGUGGAUUUUAGUACAACGAUACUACCGUGCCGGACUGUCCAAAUUCCCAGGACCGGCAUUGGCCGCUGUGAGUGGCUUCUACAAGACUUAUGUUGAGGUCUUCCAACAGGGUUGCUUUGUUCACAAAUUGGAAGAGCUACAUGCCAAGUAUGGAGAUGUUGUGCGCACUGGGCCAAAUGAGUUACAUUUCCGAAAUCCCUCGGCGUAUGCAGACAUCUACAACAUGAAGAAUCGCUGGGAUAAAGACCCCAAGCUUUAUGAAGCAUUCGGUGAAUCCGACUCUUCCUUUGGCAGGCUGUCUUAUCGCGCGGCCAAGGAGCGCAAGAACGUCUUGCAGUCGUUGUUCUCCAAAAAAGCUGCCGUCCAAACCCACGAGCUGAUCGAAGCCAAGGUAGUUGAGCUGUGUAACGCAUUCGAGAAAUCAUCAGGUGCUCCGGUCGAUCUCCUCGGGGCCUUCAGAUGCUUGUCAAUUGAGACUAUUGCAUAUAUCUUCUGCGGUCAGUCCGUGGGUACUUUGCAAUCACUCGAUUUUGAUCCACCUCUUUUGCAAGCAAUGGACGAGUCUGUCAACUAUAUCAUGCUUAUGAAGCACUUUCCGAUCCUCCAAACUCUUAUGCAACGUUGCCCCCCGUGGCUAGCUAAAAUUCUGAGCCCGAAGGCAAGCGGAAUGGUUGACUUCCGGGAGUUUUUGGAUCAGCAAGUCAGCACCCUUAUGGCAGACAGAAAAAAGCUCGACAAUCUUCCGCAUUCUUCCACCAUCUACCAUCUUCUACUAGGCCCGGAGGUCUCUGCACCACCGUCACACCUUAGUAUUCUUGAAGAAACACAGACCCAGGUUUUUGCUGGAGAAUCUUCGGGGCUAACGCUGAUGCAUGGAUCGUUUCAUAUUGUUCAGACACCGCGAGUAUAUCAAAAGCUCAAAGAGGAGCUCAUUGCUACGUGGCCGAAUCUUGAUCAGCCACCAAGUCUUGCGACGCUGGAGCGAUUGCCCUACCUCAAUGCUGUCGUUAAGGAGUCUUUACGAAUGGGUGGAGGAGCAACUUCUCCUCUCCUCCGUGUUGUUCCCGAAACUGGCGCCAUCAUCGAUGGUGUACUUAUUGCUCCGGGAACUGUUGUUGGCUCGAGCAGUCACUUUGUCCAUCGAAACGGGGAUAUCUUCCAUGACCCCGAUGAAUACAUUCCGGAAAGAUGGAUGGAUGGGCGCGGAGAUGAGCUUGAGCAACAUCUAGUUGCAUUCGGACGAGGUCCACGACGCUGUAUUGGAGAAAAUUUUGCUUGGGUCAUUCUCUUAACAUGUAUCGCCCACUUUUAUCGCAAGUUCAACGUUGAGCUUGAUCCCUCCAGUCCCACAAAGUUGGACUGGAAGGAUAGAUUUGUUCCAGUGUAUUCCACACCGCACCUCACUGUGAGAGUGAGCAAAGUGAUCCUAUAG
This is a messenger RNA of Penicillium subrubescens, 1536 nucleotides long. RefSeq names its product cytochrome P450. NCBI's taxonomy places the organism in Eukaryota, Fungi, Ascomycota, Eurotiomycetes, Eurotiales, Aspergillaceae. The record is from RefSeq and is a predicted model, not a curated record. Gene Ontology annotation, molecular function: iron ion binding; oxidoreductase activity, acting on paired donors, with incorporation or reduction of molecular oxygen; monooxygenase activity. The transcript is spliced from 10 exons. Bases 1 to 1536 code for a protein of 511 amino acids.